This is a messenger RNA of Apodemus sylvaticus (European woodmouse), 3305 nucleotides long. It is a transcript of the gene Aldh4a1, whose product is annotated as aldehyde dehydrogenase 4 family member A1. The coding region runs from base 79 to 1767 and encodes 562 amino acids. The record is from RefSeq and is a predicted model, not a curated record. Gene Ontology annotation, molecular function: L-glutamate gamma-semialdehyde dehydrogenase (NAD+) activity. NCBI's taxonomy places the organism in Eukaryota, Metazoa, Chordata, Mammalia, Rodentia, Muridae. The transcript has 15 exons.
UCCGGGCUUGUCUAGUCCAGUCUGGCGGGGCUGGUUCUGAGCUUCCCACAACCCAGCAAGUCACUCAGAGCCUCUGCGAUGCUGCUGCUGCCGUCGCUGCGCCGAUCCCUGCUGUCCCACGCCUGGAGGGGCGCUGGGCUGCGCUGGAAGCACGCCUCCUCUCUGAAGGUGGCCAAUGAGCCCAUCUUAGCCUUCACCCAGGGCAGCCCCGAGCGGGACGCACUGCAGAAGGCUCUGAAGGACCUGAAGGGCCAGACGGAAGCCAUCCCCUGCGUUGUUGGUGACGAGGAGGUGUGGACCUCCGAUGUGCAGUACCAGCUGUCGCCUUUUAACCAUGGACACAAGGUGGCCAAGUUCUGUUAUGCUGACAAGGCCUUGCUCAACAAAGCCAUCGAAGCCUCCUUGGCUGCCAGGAAAGAGUGGGACCUGAAGCCCGUGGCAGACCGGGCCCAGGUCUUCCUGAAGGCAGCAGAUAUGCUGAGCGGGCCCCGACGGGCCGAAAUCCUUGCCAAGACCAUGGUGGGACAGGGCAAGACCGUGAUCCAAGCAGAGAUUGACGCCGCAGCCGAACUCAUCGACUUCUUCAGGUUCAACGCCAAGUUCGCUGUGGAGCUGGAGGGCGAGCAACCCCUCAGCGUGCCGCCCAGCACCAAUCACGUGGUGUACCGGGGACUGGAGGGCUUCGUGGCGGCCAUUUCUCCCUUCAACUUCACGGCGAUCGGAGGCAACCUGGCAGGCGCACCGGCGUUAAUGGGCAACGUGGUUCUGUGGAAGCCAAGUGACACCGCCAUGCUGGCUAGCUACGCCGUGUACCGCAUCCUCCGCGAGGCCGGCUUGCCCCCCAACAUAAUCCAGUUCGUGCCAGCCGAUGGGCCAACCUUCGGGGACACGGUCACCAGCUCAGAGCACCUCUGUGGCAUCAACUUUACAGGCAGUGUGCCCACCUUCAAGCACCUGUGGAAGCAGGUGGCCCAGAACCUGGACCGCUUCCGUACCUUCCCACGCCUGGCUGGAGAGUGUGGCGGGAAGAAUUUCCAUUUCGUGCACAGCUCGGCCGACGUGGACAGCGUGGUGAGCGGGACGCUGCGCUCGGCCUUCGAAUACGGCGGUCAGAAGUGCUCAGCCUGCUCGCGCCUCUACGUGCCCCAGUCGCUGUGGCCACAGAUCAAAGGGCGACUGCUGGAGGAGCACAGCAGGAUCAAAGUGGGGGACCCUGCAGAGGACUUUGGGACCUUCUUCUCCGCAGUGAUUGACGCCAAGGCCUUCGCCCGCAUUAAGAAGUGGCUGGAGCAUGCGCGUUCCUCUCCCAGCCUCAGCAUCCUGGCUGGGGGCCAGUGUAAUGAGUCGGUGGGCUACUACGUGGAGCCGUGUAUCAUUGAGAGCAAGGACCCACGGGAGCCCAUCAUGAAGGAGGAGAUCUUCGGUCCGGUGCUGACAGUGUAUGUGUACCCGGAUGAGAAAUAUAGAGAGACACUGCAGCUGGUCGACAGCACUACCAGCUAUGGCCUCACGGGGGCAGUGUUCGCCCAGGAUAAAGCGAUUGUCCAGGAAGCCACGAGGAUGCUGAGGAACGCUGCUGGGAACUUCUACAUCAACGAUAAGUCGACGGGGUCUGUGGUGGGCCAGCAGCCCUUCGGGGGCGCCCGGGCCUCAGGAACCAAUGACAAACCAGGAGGCCCCCACUACGUCUUACGCUGGACAUCACCCCAGGUCAUCAAGGAGACUCAUAAACCCCUUGGGGACUGGCGCUACUCCUACAUGCAGUGAGCCCUGCCCAGCCCCUCCGUCGUCAACCAGACGUCCAUCCAGAUGACUGACAUCUCUGCACUGACCCCCUGCUCCCCGACAGCUCAUCUCGGACUCUACAGCUGAGCUGGACCCUGCCCUGGCCACUGGUGCCUGUCCUUAGAAUGAGGUGCCCUGGCUUCUUCAAGUCAUACUCGGGGGGAUCGGCCAAUCCACCCGGAAAUCUCAUCUGCUGCGCAAUACCCUGGCACCUGCAGGUCCUCUGCCCAUCUUCUUUUCUCGCCUCAUCCUGGGCCCGGUGACUCGGAGGUCCUCCAAACAGAGAGGGAUACUCUCAAGUCUUCAUCCUGGGCCCAGUGUCUCAGAGGCCCUCAGAAGAGAAAGGCAUAUUCUCAGGACUGUGUCCAGGAAGGAGACAGCCCUGGUGUCCUGUAGCCUCACCACUCAAAGACUCCUGACCUAAGUCUUGUCCCCUACACGUGUCCAGUGAGAUAGGACCUCAGCCAGAUGGCUGCAGGGGCACCAGCUGCCUCUGCCCUUGGUCUGUGCUAGCUCCUCCCACAGUCUAACUCCUCCCACAGGCUAGCCCCUCCCACAGACUAGCUCCUCCCACAGGCUAACUCCUCCCAUAGGCUAACUCCUCCCACAGGCACUUGUGGCCAGCCAUAUGCCUUAGACCCAUGUGCCUUCCUCCAGGGUGCAUCCCUGAGCCUGUAUCCGUCCCGGCCACCUGCCAGGAGUGACCAGCGGUGGUCAUCCCAUACCGACUGAAUCUGGGAAACCUUGAGGUGGGCCUCCGUUCUGUACUGUUGUAGGAUGCAGCUUGGGGUCCUGGAUAAUCAAAUGUUUCUAGCGGCCUAUGGGCACUCAUCUUUCAAGGACAUUUGCCGGGCGUCCAUAUGGCACUGAUAUAGCUGUUCCCGAGGGCUAUCCCUGUCACACUCAGGGGCGGGUACCAGUACCAGGUCAGCUCUGUGUUCUACUUCCUUUCGGGGCCCAUGUUGCUUCCCAGGGAGCAGGACUGGGUUGCAGAUGUCCCAAUUCUGCUGUUCUACACUGUGAGGGGGGUGGGGCGCACUUACUGCCUCACAAGAAAAUGCCCGAUAGCUACUCGAAGUGGCCAUGGGGGAUGGACUGGCUUCUCAUUCUUAAUCUAAGGAACUGCCAGCGCCUUGUCACGUGGUUCUGUGUGAUGCUGCGGGGGUUGGGGGUUGGGGGGUGGGGGGAGUGACUCCAGAGCCCAGUGUCUGGGCUUAGAGAUGGUUUUCUGUCUCCACCCUCACCCUCACCCCAAGGUGGUCACCAAAAUAAUCAUGUAGUUUCUCCAACCUUCCAUGUCUAAAAUGGUGACGAUUCCCUCGUGUACACCGAGCAUCGAUGAGCUAAUGCAUCCCUGUGGAUUUCAGACAAGUGAUCAGAAAUGUCACCCGUUUGUUCCCUGACACUAUGUGCUGUUUAUGUAUCAACUUUGCUGGGCCACGGUCCGCAGAGACCUACCUGGUCAGCCGUUACGGAAGUUUCUGUGACAGUGCAGUAAAGCUUAAAUAGGCGGGCUCUUA